Molecule: messenger RNA, 2833 nt
Organism: Cydia splendana
Lineage: Eukaryota; Metazoa; Arthropoda; Insecta; Lepidoptera; Tortricidae
Exons: 5
Coding region: 119-1177 (352 amino acids)
Molecular function (GO): protein binding
Source: RefSeq, a predicted model, not a curated record
UAAUAGUGGUGAAUUGGCCUUGGCGUAGGCCAAGGGGGAUUUUGAGUAUUUUCUUAGCGUCCUACAAUGGAAAUCCUGUAAUUUAACCUUCAAGAUCCAUCUCUGUAUUGUUUUUAACAUGUGGAAAUAUGUAUCACGCCGCAUCAGGGACACGUUAGAGAGGAACGUUGCCCAUUUCGACAGACGUAGUACUACAGGUUAUGGAAACACAAAUGGUUGUUCUGAAGAUAAGGAUAAGCGAUCUCCUUCAUGCCGUUGGUAUUCGAGAUGCUGUGGCUCUUAUCAAAAUGAUAACAACACCAACAGUAAUAGGUGGAACUUCGAACAGCUAAACCGCAGUUGGAUAGGUGCCAUCACAUGGAGCAGUGCCCUAGUUGUUGGGUGGUAUGCCAGUCAACUGCUUCACUUAAAAUACAAGUACCAUCUCAAGGAUUCCUCUACGAAAUGUCCAUCAAUAAAUGGCAUAUUUUCUGCUUUGUAUCCAUAUGUGAAAUUUGUUAAGAAAAAUGAUGGAGUCUUAAAACCUAUUCCUAACAUUGAGAAUGUGUUAAGGGGCUUUACUCCUACAGUACAUUUUAUAACAAAUGAACAUGCUGAAGAGAAACAUCAUAAUUCAAGCAGUGGUGCUUGUAGUACUGAUUCAUCAGAAAAUGAUUUAGGAGAAGUUCUCAAUUCCAUUGAGAACAAAUUAGGGCUCGCUGCUCUUGAAAAUGGCCACCACCAAGAUGGCUUGAACCUUCUCAGGUCCGCAGCAAAUCGUAACCAUGCACCAGCUCAGUACAAUUUAGGGUUGUGUUAUGAGAUGGGUCUUGGAGUUGCUGCUGACGAAAAAAUGGCUAUGGAGUUGUACCGAUCAGCCGCUGCUCGGGAACACCCUGCAGCCCUUUACAAUUUGGGGAUCUACUAUGGGCAGGGCAGAGGAGGCCUCAAGCGGGAUGUAGCCACUGCCACUCGUUUGCUUCGUCUAGCUGCUGUGCAGGGUCAGCAAGAUGCCAUUACAGCUCUAAAAGAACUUGAAGAAGACAUCGUUGAAGCAAAGCCGAGGAACGAAGACGACCGGUCGACGUAUGCCUAUCCGUCUGCGCCAUACCUACAUAAUGACAAUAGUAAUAUUGUGCCAGCCCACGCUACUCUUUUUGUUGAAAAUGCACAAAUGCUUCGUCCUCAAAUUUAUUAAUUUUUCUUUGUUGGGUCGACUAUAAAACGUUCCGACGUAUUUUUGUUAUUUUAAUCAAUUAUUUUGUUAAUAAGCCAUUUAGUCGAACAAUCAUCCUAUAAGGGGUCAUCCAUUAAUUACGUCACACGAAUUUCUAGGUUUUUUUACCCCUCCCCCCCUCCUUGUCACACUUGGUCACAUUUGGCAAACCCCUCCCCCCUGGUGUGACGUCACAUUUCUUCAACGAAAUCGGCAAAUAUUUAUUUAAUAUUUUAUCAAAAUAUUUUUGACAAAAGAAAUAUUAGUAAUUUUAUAACUCAAAACUAAUUAAGAAAUAAAAUUAAACGAAUAAAAAUGAUUAUCGUUUCAAAACCUUGUUAUUUAAAUGAUAAUUAGCGUAUAAAAUAAUUUAAAUACAUUUUCGGUUACUGAUGAAGUUAAAGUGACGUCACAAAGUUUAUGACUCCCCCCUCCCCCUUGUCACAACAUGUCACAUUUUCUUGACCCCCUCCCUCCCCCUAAACGUGUGAUGUAAUUAAUGGAUGACCCCUAAUGCGUAUUUCGUUUUAAGUUUACCUAUUAGUAUUUUAAAAGAUAUAUAAGUACAGUAUAACCCACUUAAGAGGAUUCUGAAGGGAAGGCAACAAAAACGGGAAAGCGUAGGUAUUAACUGAGAAAAUAAUGGUAAAAACAAGUUGCAUAGACCGGUUAGAACCGUGUUAACGGGAAUAGUUGUUUGUUUUACAACGGGGGCAAAGUUGUUGUUUAACCGCUCAUGCUAAUAUUGAUACCCGAGCAAGCGAAAGAUUUCAAAAUUGAACCACGAGCGUAGUGAGUAAAUUGAAAGAUGUAAUUACACGUAAGGUGAUACAAAAACAUGUAAUUAGAUGUUAAAAGAAUUGGUACUAGAAAUAAAAUCAUUAACCAAAUUUAAGUUUUCCUUAUAAUAAUUAUGAUCAGUAAUUGACUAAUAUUGAUUUAUGCGUAGUGCCUUUUAACGGUGGCGGGAUUAUUUGUGUGACUUAAACAAUGAGAGUUCGUUUUGCUUUUUAGCACGAAUCUUUUGGUAAAUGAUGUUAUGUAUGUUGAAAAAUAAUAGUGUGGCCGAGAAUGUCUUUUUGAGUCUAAAUUGAAUGAGGUCUGGUCUACUCAAAAUUACGCUGCUAGAUUUACGUUUAAAAGAUUCAUUAAUUUUAGUUGUAGAACUAGUCCUGUUUGAAGUCUUUGCACGGCUCUAAACAUCUAGAGUCCUUUAGAAAGAUUUUGUCAUUAAUUGUGAUAGUUAGGUAGGUAUUUGUAAAAUUUCAUGUCUUUUCUGGAAAGCACUCAAAAGAAUAUUCUAGAUCUGGGUUUAACGUUAAACUCGCCUUUAAGGGUUGGAAACUUUCCAUACGAGGAAGGGCACACGUGAUUUAUUUCGUGAGGCUAGUCAAACGUUUAAACAGUCCUUACUUGUUGUUUACUACACUUAUUAUUUUUUGUUAAUUUAGAAAAGCAAUCCGAAAUAAAACGUUAUCCCUAUAACGUUGAAAUUUGUUUUAUGUAUAAUAUAUUAAUAUAGGUACAUACAAAUGUAUGUUUGCAUACAAAAUGUUUAGUGUGAUGUCUUCGAUUGAUGCUUAUUGUAAGGUAAUAUGUACUUUUAUUUUGAAAUAAACUGCAACUCUUGUUGUUUUA